AUGUUCCUGGCUAUCAUCAACGACUCCUACGUCGAAGUGAAAGCCGAGUUGGCCCGGAAAAAAGACGGAACCGGCGUUUUGGAUUGGGUCAUGUCGGUGAGCAAAAUGAAGUCAUUAAUCAAUACUUAUGACGUCAUUGAAGAAAGUCCGACGGAUGAUGAAACGAGGAAAAAAGCCCGACGCUCCAACCAAUGACAUCACCUACGAAGACUACAAGGUCGAGUUGAUCCGGUGAGUGGUCACUUUAGGGUUUUCGAGGGAAAAAAUGGAUUCCAGAGCCGGAUACGAUGAAAAGGACAUUAACGAAGCUUUCACCAAGUAUAAUAUCGAAUCGAGUGAGGCGGUUAGUGAUAAGGUGAGGAUCGUUUAUUCACAAAGGCCUGAAAAAAAAAUGAUUGGCUGAUUUUAUACUCCUCGUUGUUUCCCAAUUACACUUGGAAAAAGUUUAGUCUAAAAUUUUUUGAUUUUCAAAGACUCUGAAAAUUUAAAGGAGCAUCCAUUGCAAACCAAAAAAAUCCCCGACACGAAAAAUGACGUCAUAUACGCUUAUCGAUCGCUUUUUGCAGAUGAUGGAAGACCUUGGCGUUGAGAUGACUGCGAUCAUGGACAGAAACAAGAAUUACACCGAAAAUCAUAAGGACUACAUUGUGUAAGUGAAUGGUGUAGUGGUAAAGUUUAUGAGCUUGGAUAGAGGGGUCUUGGGUUCGGAUCCUCUCGAAGGAAAAUUUUUUGCCAUUAUUUUUUUGAGAUCUUUACAACAUCUAAAAAUCUUAUUGCUAGUAUAUUUAUCGCAAAAAUGAUGGCCUAUUGGCUAACAGCCUUGAGCUCGGGGAAAAAGGUCGUAGGUUCGGACCUUCUCGGUGAAAAUUUUCUUUUGCCAUUUUUUUAAGAUGUUGAUUUUGUGAGGGAACAUCAAACUUUCAAUAGUAGCUUUUAGAGUUUAUCGCAUUUAUAUUAAAAAAUGAUAGCCCAGUGGCUUAAAGAUUCGAAUUCGGUGAAGGAGGUCGUAGGUUCGAAUCCUGUCGAGGAAAAUUUUUUUGCUUUUUUUGCAAAGCUCUGAUUUUAUGAGUGAACAAUACACUCUCACUGAUAGCUUUAAAAAUUUAUCGCAUUUUAUUAUGAAAAUGAUAGCCCAGUGGCUAGAAGCCUUGAAUUCGGUGAAGGGGGUCAAAAGUUCGGAUCCUGUCGAGGAAAAUUUUUUUGCUUUUUUUUGCAAAGCUCUGAUUGUGUGAGUGAAGAAUACACUCUCACUGAUAGCUUUUUAAUUUUAUCGCGUUUCUUUUUUAAAAAAUGAUAGUCAAGUGGCUAAAAGUUUCGAGUUUGGUGAAAGGGGUCACAAGUUCGGAUCCUGUCGAAAAAAAAAACAUUUUUGCAUUUUUUGCAAUGCUCUGAUUUUGUGAGUGAACAACAAACUCUCACUGAUAGCUUUUCAAUUUUAUCGCGUUUCUUUAAAAAAAAAGAUAGUUCAGUGGUUAAAAGUUUCGAAUUUGGUGAAGGAGGUCGUAGGUUCGAAUCCUGUCGAGGAAAAUUUUUUUGCUUUUUCUGCAAAGCUCUGAUUUUGUGAGUGAACAAUAAACUCUCAAUGUUAGUUAUUGAAGUUUAUUCUAUUUUUAUUGAAAAUUGAUGUUCCAGUGGUUGGAAGCCUUAAAUCUAGUGAAGGAGGUCCUAGGUUCGGAUCCUCUUCAUGAAGUUAGUUUUUUUGACGUAAUUUUUAUGAAUUGGCUCUUUUCAUCCGUUUUGAUAGCUGCUUUGAUCGAAAUAAUUCCCUAAAAUUUAUUAUCUUUUUACGUUUCAGAAUGAACAGAAGAGUCGACCAAAUCGAAUCGUCGAUCAUUUCCGUCGUUGAUCAAAUUGACGCCGUCCUGGAGAAGCUCAACAAGUUCGAACGCGACAAAGUUCGAGUCAAGGAGCAGGAGAACCGCCUGGCAAUUGAGGUGAUAAUUUUCAAUAUUUUUUUGAAGUUUUUUUACAAAAAAAUUAGUCCAAAGACCAAAGAUAACCAAAAAAAGACCCCCAAGUUUUUUUCAUAAUUAAUUUUUUCUAAAAAAAUCGGUUGUAAGACUAAUGAUGUUACGCAACUGUUCUUGGAAAAAAAUUUCCAAUUAUAAAAAAAUAAAAUCGUGGAAAACUCUGGAACGCCAGAGGGUCCCUAUAGUAGUGGAAGCAAAAUUGCUUUUUUAAAGGACGAAUAAGUGGUCCCUUUAGGGGUGAAACUUAGAUGGCCUCAAUAGGAGUUUAGGGCCCUAUUCCUGAGCCACUAAAGCUGUAGUGGUCCCUAUAGGGAAGGUAGAGGUGUCCCUAGAGCAAAACCUUUAUGGGCCCCUAGAGGGACCACUCUGACGUUCCAAAGAACUGGAGAAAUUCGGCCGAAUAAUGCUUUUUUGAACCUAGACGGCCUCUUUUUGCCUUUUUUGUUCGAAUCGACGGUAAUUUGACUUUUAAAAAUAUUUCUGCUCAAUGAAAAUAGUAGUUCAUUAUGACCUGUGUAUCCGAGUGAAAAAAAUACAAAUACAAAAAUUUUUUCCAGAGCAUUUUCGCCAACGAGCUCCGCCAACGUCAGGUUCAACCAGCUUCGGCGGAAAAAGUGGCCAAAGAAUGA
Messenger RNA from Caenorhabditis auriculariae, 2599 nucleotides. The record is from the annotation of a GenBank genome assembly. NCBI's taxonomy places the organism in Eukaryota, Metazoa, Nematoda, Chromadorea, Rhabditida, Rhabditidae.